AUGGCGUCGUCCAUGAGCAUGAACGAAACGGGAGCGUCUCCUUCUUCGGGAGGUGCUGUACCUACCACCGGUGACUUUGUGGAUCUCCACGAACUCUCGAAAGGAUGGAAAGCAGCAAUUACCAGAGCCAAGGACCCUUCUACAAGGUACGAAGCGCGCGUCAAGAAUGAUCGCGGAAACUUGCCGUUGCAUUCGGCAGCGUCGUUCCGUGCUCCACUGGAAGUAGCCGAAGCACUCCUCGCGGCCUACCCGGAAGCGGCCUCCAUCACCAACAACUACGGAAACCUGGCACUGCACUUUACGGCCUGGAAGAAAGGUCCUCUGGAUGUGGAACAGCUACUCCUCAAACGAGAUGGCAUGACCGAAGAACGCGAAAUGGUGCUCGCCAUGUUGAUGGAUAUGAAGGAAAAUCAUCCGCACGCCUUAUACUCGGCGGGCAUUGAUCCCAAGGCCGUCACCGACUUGGACUCCAUGCUGGAACAGGUGCGCAAAGCUUCGGUUGAAGAAACAAUUCCUCCCGGGAGCAGUGACGAGGAAAUCGAUGCACAGCUUAUUGAAGAAUCACUAUGUCCUCCGGAUGAUCCGGUCGAAGUGGCGUUGGCCGGUGUGAUUGGAUGUAGCGCGGUCAAAAACCAAAUCCGCGGACUGCGACGUACCAUUGAAAUAGCCGCAGCUACUGGUGAAGUCUCCAAAAUCCCGCGUCACUUGGCCUUUAUCGGAAACCCAGGAACCGGCAAGACCAUGGUGGCCCGCAAAAUGGUCAACAUCCUGCGUAACGUGGGAGCCAUACAGAGCCUCAACUUUGUCGAAGUGGGCCGUGAAGAUCUCAUUGACAAGAAGAGUGAAGCCCGGACCGUCUUCAAGACACGAAAAGUAUUGGAACGUGCCGCCGGAGGGGUCUUGUUUGUCGACGAAGCGUACACUUUGUUGCCCUCAACGGCCCGUCCGCGUGGACGCGAUCACGGAGCGGCAGCUUUGCGGGAGAUUGCCCGAGCACUCCCCGGCGGAAACCCACUGGUCAUUCUGACCGGUGCACCCUUGGAUCUGCAGCGUGUACUCUCUAGCGACAUUGGUUUCAAGGGACACUUUUUGACCAGAAUCGAGUUUCCGGAUGCGACCCCUCUACAGAUUGCACACAUGUUCAUGGCAAAACUGUCCGAGAAGGGACUCAUGCCGGCCCAAGGUGUCACCCCACAGUACCUGGGUGAGCUGAUCAAGUCGAAUACGGAAGCCGAAUGGAGGCAGGAGCGAAACGGUCGUAUUGCCGACCUGUUACUGCUGGGCGUCCGGGCCGAAGUCAAGAAACGUGCCGUCUGGGACGAUACCGCGUCCAAGGGAUCGUUGAGCCCCAUGAAAAUUCUUAGCCCGGGAUCUUCUCGCAUGCCUGCUUUUGCCCCCGAAGAAGUAUUUGUGAAUGUGGAAGAUAUUCAGAAUGCCAUUGUGAACGGCAUGUAAACGUUCAAAUGCUAACCCGAUCCUUGUGUUGUGAUUGAGCCGUCGGGCGUCGAGCUUAGACGUGAACGGUACGAUCCGGGUUGCAGACGUCGUCUAGUUUAACUACUACAUAGCGAGCCGUUGCCGAAU
This is a messenger RNA of Phaeodactylum tricornutum CCAP 1055/1, 1584 nucleotides long. RefSeq lists its product with no specific name. The transcript has 3 exons. Lineage: Eukaryota; Bacillariophyta; Bacillariophyceae; Surirellales; Neidiaceae. Bases 1 to 1455 code for a protein of 484 amino acids. Gene Ontology annotation, molecular function: protein binding; ATP hydrolysis activity; ATP binding. The record is from RefSeq and is a predicted model, not a curated record.